CGGACAGCCGCGGACUGCACUCGGAAGGGGAGGGGCGACUGGAAUUUAAGGCCUUCCCCCCCGCGCCGUUCCCUCUGUCGGCGGCGUGGGGCAGCCGUGGCAGCGGUGUCGGUAGGAGGUGGCAGGAGGCGGCAGCUGCGCGGACACCGGCCAAGACAGGAGAGACGCUUGGAGACGCUUGGAGUAGCACCGCCGGGGAGACUGGCUUCUUUGUAUCCGGGGCCUCCAAGCCUUGCGCGGCCCGAGGAGGAGAAGCGGCGGCGCCGGCGUCUGGAAGCAGGCGGAGAGAGAGAGGAAGAUCUUCCGUCUGCUGCAGGGACUGCAGGGGCCGGAGCUAAGCCGACUCGAAGCCAGGAACCUAGAGCUGCUUCUGGGUCUCCAGGCAUGGAGAGUAGAAAACUCAUUUCUGCUACAGACAUCCAGUACUCCGGCAGUCUGCUCAACACCUUGAAUGAGCAACGUGGCCAUGGCCUCUUCUGUGAUGUUACUGUCAUUGUGGAAGACCGGAAAUUCCAUGCGCACAGGAAUAUUCUUUCAGCUUCCAGUACAUACUUCCAUCAGCUCUUCUCCGUUGCUGGGCAAGUUGUUGAACUGAGCUUUAUCAGAGCAGAGAUCUUUGCAGAAAUUCUGAAUUAUAUCUACAGUUCUAAAAUUGUUCGUGUUAGAGCAGAUUUGCUUGAUGAGCUAAUUAAAUCAGGCCAGUUAUUAGGGGUGAAAUUUAUAGCGGAGCUUGGUGUCCCAUUGUCACAGGUGAAAAGUAUCUCAGGUACAGGUCAAGAUGGUAAUGCUGAGACCAUGCCACCUGGGUCUAAUGAUAAGAAUCUUCUAGAACAAAAAUCAAAAGAGGAAGCCCACGAGAAUGGGGCUACUGUCAUGCCUAUAAUAACUGAGUCUUUUUCAUUAUCUGCUGAAGAUUAUGAAAUGAAAAAGAUCAUUGUUACUGAUUCAGAUGAUGAUGAUGAUGAUGUCAUUUUCUGCUCUGAGGUCUUGCCUGCAAAAGAGACCUUGUCGGAUAACAAUGCCGGGACACAGGUCCAGCCUACCCCAGGCCCUGUUGCUGUUUCAAAUGCUGUACCUUGUGCUAGCAAUAAUGCUCCGCCUUUACCGAGUGUGACUCCUACUCAGAAAUUUCCUACUCCUGUGAAUCCAGUAUCUGUGAGCCAAACACAGGGAAGUGAAAAAUUGCUGGUGUCUUCAGCUCCAACACAUCUGACUCCCAAUAUUAUUGUGUUAAAUCAGACACCGCUUGCUGCACAACCAAGUGUCAGUUCUUCACUUCCAAAUCAUAUGCCCUCUUCAGUCAAUUUACUUGUGCCAAACCAGCAAGCACCGAACAGUGCUGCUGUAACAGGAAACAAAGCCAGUGAAGAGGAGGAGGAAGAAAUAAUAGAUGAUGAUGAUGACACUAUUAGCUCCAGUCCAGACUCAGCAGUCAGCAACACUUCUUUGGUCCCACAGGCUGCUCCCCCCCAAAAUAACACUUUUGAUGGAUCCUUGGUACAGAAGAUGCAGGUUCCUACACUUCUGCAAGAACCACUUUCUAAUUCUCUCAAUAUUUCAGAUAUAAUCACUAGAUUCACUAAUGACCGAGGCUUAGGAUCCAAACAGCUCGUGGAGGGGCAGAAAAUCAUUACUUUAGACACAGCCACUGAAAUUGAAGGCUUGUCAAAUGGUUGCAAGAUUUAUGCAAAUAUUGGUGAAGAUACUUAUGAUAUAGUGAUCCCUGUCAAAGAUGACCCUGACGAAGGGGAGGCCAGGCUUUCGAGUGAGGCACCAAAAACACCUGGCAGUGAGACGGCAAACAAACGUAUGAAAGUGAAGCAUGAUGAUCACUAUGAGUUGAUAGUAGAUGGAAGGGUCUAUUAUAUCUGCAUUGUGUGUAAAAGGUCAUAUGUCUGUCUGACAAGCUUGCGAAGACAUUUCAACAUUCACUCCUGGGAGAAGAAGUACCCGUGCCGUUACUGUGAGAAGGUAUUUCCUCUUGCAGAAUAUCGCACAAAGCAUGAGAUUCAUCACACUGGAGAGCGAAGGUAUCAGUGUUUGGCCUGUGGCAAAUCUUUCAUUAACUAUCAGUUCAUGUCUUCACACAUAAAGUCAGUGCAUAGUCAAGAUCCUUCUGGGGACUCGAAGCUUUAUCGGUUGCACCCAUGCAAGUCUUUACAGAUCAGACAAUAUGCCUAUCUUUCUGAUAGGUCAAACACUGUGCCUGUGAUGAAGGAUGAUAGUAUUGAGUAUAAGGUUGAUGCUGGAAAAGACCCUCCUGUACAGCCCGCAGCUCCUGCUCAGGACAAGCCAAUGACCUGGGAAGAUAUUUUCAUUCAGCAGGACAAUGAUGCCAUCUUUAAGCAGAAUGUAACAGAUGGCAGUACUGAGUUUGAAUUUAUAAUCCCAGAAUCUUAUUGAACUUGUUUGAAAUAUCAGAAAGUUUCCGGUUUGGUUUAAGGGACAGAAAUUUCGGAAGACCUGUGAAGCAACUUAUGGUUAAAACAAAUUGCUUUUUGAUCUGCCUUGUCAUCUGAAGGUAGUAGUCUAGUUUGAUUAUUUGUUAACAGUUUUUAGAAGCAAAGUUUUGUGAAAGUUUGAGUAAAAUCGAGAAGUCCCCUUCCUCCAGUAUCUGUUUAUAUAGUUAGCUUCCGGCUAAUUUGAAAGAGUCAAAAAUUUUAAAGGUGUGGCAAGAUACUUUUCAGAGUAGAAUUUGAAGUGGUCUGAAAUGUUCUUUGAUGAUAACUGGAGUUGUUAGCAGAUCUAGGGCAUCUUACACCUUUUCCCUUCCAUGUUAGCACUUUACUGAUAAAUCCUUUAAUUUUUUUCAACAUUGAAACUAUGAAUAGGUGUUGUGUCAUGUAUCUGGCAUAACAAGCAAAGAACUUCAAAAAAUUUCCUGGAGAAUUUCAGGAUAAAUAUCAGUUUGGUGGUUUAUUCUGCUAAUCCAACGGCUAUCAACUUCAUGCCACCCUUCUCCCAGGAAAGUAGCCAACCGGCUAAGUCUGUCAUCUGAAGAAUAAAUUAAUUUUAGCAAAUCGGAUUAGUCUGUUCAUUGCCAGUUGGUGACACUUUGGUGGCUAGAUGCUGUAUGCCUUUUCAGUGUGGUCUCUGUGCAAAACACAGGUGGAAAGAGACAUUUCUGAAAUGUAGACAGGAGGAAAUGAAAAGCUCUGUUGUACUUAUUUUUAAUUAUCCUCAUGACAUUUUUAAAAUUUUGGAUUUGGAAGCCACCAAAUAAACCUUUAACUAUGUAUAAAUGUUGUAAAUGGCAGAGUCUAUAUAGGAGAUGCUUGCAUAUUUUGGGCAGGAGGUUACUUUCGUGUAUUUUUAAAUGUUUAUAUUACUUAGAAUAUCUAAUAGGAAGUUAUUGGAAAUAGUUGAAGAAGUAAUCUAGUAUUUUUCUUUCAGCAAUAUCUUUUAGGUUUUUGCCCCUUCUAAAGUUCCAUUCCAUCUUCAAAUUAAUACAAUAUUACAGCAAUCAGAAACUACAUAUGGAAUGUUACAUAGGCUUAUUAAUUCUCAUUUAUCUUGACAAUAAAUACCACCUUUCUUCCUUGUAAAGUGACCCAUAAUUUAAACACUUAGAAAAAAAAGUUAAAACUUACUGAAGAUUUAGUACUAAAAGGAAGCAGGUUGGAAUAAAUGCAUAGCCUAGAAUUUAUAACAGAGUUAACUUGUUGAAUUUUUGUAAAGGAUUGCUUUGUAACGGAAAAAUUAAUAGAAAAAAAAUUGUUGUGUAUAGUCAUUAGUCAUUUGUAACUUUAAAUAUUCCUUAUUUCAACAUAGAUGAUUUCUUCUUACCAUGUGUUUUAAAAAUAGUAUUUCUUGACUCUGAAAUUAAAAGCUUUAAUCAUUGUUCAUGUAUGCAUCAUUCUGAUUUAUGUAAGUUAGAUUUCAAGGUAAUAGUUUCAAGAGUUUUCUUACUUUGCUAUCUGGGGGUGUCAGGCAUUGGUAUUUGUAAUAAUACAAGAAAAAAAUUAAGUAAUCUGCUUACCAAGGGUUAGAGUAAUGUCCAUUUGUUUUGUUUUCUGUUCUUUAGUCUAGACCUUAAAAUUGUUUUGGAAAACCAACCCUUGGAAAACUCGAGAAAUUACCUUAUGAUUUAAAGAAUCUGUC
This is a messenger RNA of Ochotona princeps (American pika), 4101 nucleotides long. RefSeq names its product zinc finger and BTB domain containing 33 (gene ZBTB33). The transcript is spliced from 3 exons. Gene Ontology annotation, biological process: regulation of transcription by RNA polymerase II. Gene Ontology annotation, molecular function: RNA polymerase II cis-regulatory region sequence-specific DNA binding; DNA-binding transcription factor activity, RNA polymerase II-specific; protein binding. Bases 385 to 2403 code for a protein of 672 amino acids. Gene Ontology annotation, cellular component: nucleus. The record is from RefSeq and is a predicted model, not a curated record. Lineage: Eukaryota; Metazoa; Chordata; Mammalia; Lagomorpha; Ochotonidae.